UUCUCUUGUUAAGAUCUUAAUUGACAGAAUAUAUUUUUGGGAUGGGGUAGAUAACAGAAUGAAACUAACGAUUCUGGAAUACACCACUCUCUGUAUAAAUAAAGUACAAUUCUAUCACACUAUUUUAUGAGUCACUAUGGCUACUCCAAAGAGCUUUAUUUCUCUAAUAGUUUGCUUUUGCCUUGUUAUUUUUUCCUUCAUUGGCACCCAUGCUGUUGAUGUCUCUCAUGAUGGAAGGGCCAUCAAAAUUGAUGGUAAGCGUAGAGUGCUCAUAUCUGGAUCAAUCCAUUAUCCUAGAAGCACCCCUGAGAUGUGGCCCGAGUUAAUCCAAAAAGCCAAAGAAGGAGGAUUAGAUGCAAUUGAAACAUAUGUUUUCUGGAAUGCACAUGAACCUUCACGUCGUGUGUAUGAUUUUUCUGGCAAUAAUGAUAUCAUCAGAUUUCUCAAGACCAUUCAAGAGUCUGGACUUUAUGGUGUUCUUCGCAUUGGUCCAUAUGUUUGUGCCGAAUGGAAUUAUGGAGGGAUUCCUGUCUGGGUUCACAAUCUACCUGAUGUCGAGAUUCGGACUGCCAAUAGUGUGUUCAUGAAUGAAAUGCAAAAUUUCACUACUUUGAUCGUGGAUAUGCUCAAAAAGGAGAAACUUUUUGCUUCUCAAGGUGGUCCUAUAAUUCUCACUCAGAUCGAAAAUGAAUAUGGUAACGUAAUUUCACAAUAUGGAGAUGCUGGAAAAGCUUACAUGAAUUGGUGUGCGAACAUGGCGGAGUCCUUGAAAGUUGGGGUUCCAUGGAUCAUGUGCCAGGAGUCCGAUGCUCCUCAGCCUAUGAUCAAUACUUGCAAUGGUUGGUAUUGUGACAACUUUGAACCAAAUAGUUUUAACAGUCCUAAAAUGUGGACCGAAAAUUGGAUAGGCUGGUUCAAGAAUUGGGGUGGCCGAGAUCCACACAGAACUGCUGAAGAUGUUGCUUUUGCAGUGGCUAGAUUUUUCCAAACCGGAGGCACAUUUCAAAAUUAUUAUAUGUAUCAUGGUGGCACUAACUUCGGUAGAACAGCCGGGGGUCCAUACAUUACCACAUCAUAUGAUUAUGAUGCUCCUCUAGAUGAAUAUGGUAACAUUGCCCAACCAAAAUGGGGUCACCUCAAAGAACUUCACAGUGCUUUGAAGGCAAUGGAGGAAGCUCUUACGAGUGGGAACGUAUCCGAGACUGAUCUAGGCAACUCUGUUAAGGUCACUAUUUAUGCCACAAAUGGAUCAUCAAGCUGCUUCCUGAGCAACACCAACACCACCGCUGAUGCCACUCUAACAUUUAGAGGGAAUAACUAUACUGUUCCAGCAUGGUCUGUCAGCAUUCUUCCUGAUUGUCAGCACGAAGAGUAUAACACUGCCAAGGUGAAUGUGCAAACCUCUGUAAUGACUAAAGAAAAUAGCAAGGCAGAAAAGGAGGCAGCAAUUUUGAAGUGGGUCUGGAGAUCAGAGAACAUUGACAAGGCUCUUCAUGGUAAAAGUAAUGUCUCUGCACACAGACUUCUUGAUCAAAAAGAUGCGGCUAAUGAUGCUAGUGACUAUCUUUGGUACAUGACAAAACUUCAUGUCAAGCACGAUGAUCCAGUUUGGAGUGAAAAUAUGACUCUUAGGAUUAAUGGUAGCGGCCAUGUAAUUCAUGCAUUCGUCAACGGAGAAUAUAUUGAUUCCCAUUGGGCAACAUAUGGUAUUCACAACGAUAAAUUUGAGCCGAAGAUUAAGUUGAAGCAUGGAACGAAUACUAUAAGCUUGCUCAGUGUCACUGUUGGACUUCAGAACUACGGGGCAUUCUUUGCUACAUGGCAUGCCGGUCUUGUUGGGCCUAUUGAGUUGGUCAGUGUAAAAGGUGAAGAAACCAUCAUUAAGAAUUUAUCCUCACACAAAUGGUCAUACAAGAUAGGGUUGCAUGGUUGGGACCACAAACUCUUUAGUGAUGACUCACCCUUCGCUGCUCAAAGCAAAUGGGAAUCUGAGAAGUUACCCACAAACAGGAUGUUGACUUGGUACAAGACUACUUUCAAAGCUCCUCUGGGGACAGACCCUGUUGUGGUGGACUUGCAAGGAAUGGGCAAAGGCUACGCUUGGGUGAAUGGGAAAAACAUUGGACGUAUCUGGCCUAGUUACAAUGCUGAAGAAGAUGGUUGUAGUGAUGAACCUUGUGAUUAUCGUGGAGAAUAUUCUGACUCAAAAUGUGUUACAAAUUGCGGGAAGCCAACACAAAGAUGGUACCAUGUCCCUCGCUCUUAUCUUAAAGAUGGUGCAAAUACUUUGGUUUUGUUUGCGGAGUUGGGUGGAAACCCAUCACUAGUGAAUUUCCAAACCGUUGUUGUUGGCAAUGUAUGUGCAAAUGCAUAUGAGAACAAGACUUUGGAGUUGUCUUGCCAAGGUCGUAAAAUCUCCGCUAUUAAGUUUGCAAGUUUUGGUGAUCCAAAAGGAGUGUGUGGAGCAUUCACCAAUGGCAGUUGCGAGAGCAAGAGUAAUGCACUUCCCAUCGUGCAAAAGGCAUGCGUUGGCAAGGAAGCAUGUUCAAUUGAUGUUUCAGAGAAGACGUUUGGUGCAACGGCUUGUGGAAAUCUUGCUAAGAGGCUUGCCGUGGAGGCAGUCUGCUAGGACUUUGUCUGUUUAGUUUAGACAACAAAACAAAGCGCUAUUUGAUUUAUGCCUAGAUUUCUUAGCCU
Molecule: messenger RNA, 2697 nt
Organism: Glycine soja
Lineage: Eukaryota; Viridiplantae; Streptophyta; Magnoliopsida; Fabales; Fabaceae
Product: beta-galactosidase 15-like
Exons: 17
Coding region: 137-2629 (830 amino acids)
Biological process (GO): carbohydrate metabolic process
Cellular component (GO): cell wall; vacuole
Molecular function (GO): carbohydrate binding; beta-galactosidase activity
Source: RefSeq, a predicted model, not a curated record